UGACCAACGGAACUGUUUGGUUUCCUUCGAUUAGGCGCCAAAACCUAGAACUAGGGUUUAUUCCUUCCUCCCUCUUUCUCCCUAGUCUCUGCACUAAACCCUAACCCCCUAAUCAUAAUUCAGCUUCACACUCCUCCCAUUCUCGUAAAUUCCCUUUACAAAUAAGUGCCUACCCAUCCAUGUACUUAUGCUUCUUUCUUUCUGGCCAUUACCCAGUUCAUAUAAUCCAUUAAUUGAUUCCAGAGCUUAGAUGGAAGCCUCUGCUCCACCUACUUCGGCUGUAAUUAAGCCUAUAAACAAAGGCGUGGUUCAUCGAAUCUGUGCGGGUCAAGUCAUCUUGGACCUCUCCUCUGCUGUGAAGGAACUUGUUGAGAACAGCCUCGACGCCGGAGCUACAAGCAUCGAAGUCGCUCUCAAAGAUUACGGGGAAGAGUGGUUUCAGGUCAUCGAUAAUGGUUGCGGCAUUUCCCCCAAUAAUUUCAAGGUUCUGGCGCUUAAGCACCAUACAUCUAAGCUUACCGAUUUUCUGGAUCUUCAAUCUGUCACUACAUUUGGGUUUAGAGGCGAGGCUUUGAGUUCACUAUGUGCGUUGGGCAAUCUGACAGUUGAAACAAGAACGAAAAAUGAGUCAGUUGCGACGCAUUUGACUUAUGAUCAUUCCGGUUUAUUGGUGGCUGAGAGGAAGACAGCACGGCAGAUUGGCACCACUGUUGCUGUAAAGAAGCUGUUUUCAAACCUCCCAGUGCGAAGUAAAGAAUUUCAUCGCAACAUACGCAAGGAGUAUGGGAAGUUGAUCUCUUUGUUGAAUGCCUAUGCACUUAUAGCAAAAGGAGUCAGGUUAGUCUGCACCAAUACAACUGGAAAGAAUGUGAAGUCUGUGGUACUUAAAUCGCAAGGAAGUGGUUCACUUAAAGAUAAUAUCAUACAAGUCCUUGGAAUGAACACAUUCAACUGUUUGGAGCCCAUUUCUAUAUCUAUAUCAGACAGCUGCAGUGUUGAAGGGUUCCUUUCCAAGUCUGGACAGGGCAGUGGGCGCAAUCUGGGAGACAAACAGUACUAUUUUGUGAAUGGUCGACCAGUGGAUAUGCCUAAAGUUAGCAAGCUUGUAAAUGAGUUGUAUAAAGGAGCAAACUCCCGACAGUAUCCCAUAGCUAUAAUGGAUUUUAUAAUCCCAACCAAAGCAUGUGAUGUCAAUGUAACUCCUGACAAAAGAAAAGUUUUCUUUUCUGAUGAAAGCUCCAUUUUACAAGCUCUAAGAGAGGGCUUGCAGCAGAUAUAUUCCUCAAGUAAUGCCAACUAUUUCAUUAAUAAAGUUGAGGAACCCUCUAAGGAGGAAGAUUGCUCUGGCUUGUGCUCUCCUCCUGAAAUACCUAGAACACUCUCAAAACCAUUACCUGAAGAUGGAGUUGAUUCUAACAUUCACAAGGAGGAACAAACCGCAGAGGGAAAUACACUUCUUGGAACAUUCAUGACCAAGACUCCUAGUUUGCAUUCACUAGAAGGAUCAAACCCUAGGACUGAUGAAAAUUUGUUGGGGAAAGACUUCACUUUAAGAGUACAUGGCACCAAGAAGGCUGAUGGUUUUAUAGAGUCUACUAAUGGGAAGUCUGUAUCUCUUUCAUCUCCAGUUCAUACAACUAUUGCCGCAAAUAAUAAUUCAAAUAAUCAAGCAAGCAUUGUUCAAUCGUUGAAGCCUGAUGUCUUUAUAGAGUCUAUUUGUGGGAAAUUGACAAGUCAUGUCAGUAGUAAAUCUGAUGAGAAGUCUUCAUCCCCGUCAUCCACAGUUCAUACGGUUACUGUUGCAAAUAAUAAUUCAAAUAGUCGUUCAAGCAUUGUUCAAUCUUCAAUUAACAAAUUUGUAACUGUAAGCAAGAGGAAACAUGAAAGCAUUAGUAGCGUGUUAUCUGAAGUACCUGUCCUUAGGAAUCAUACUGUUCUUUGUCAAAUGGAGAAAAGUCAUUCUCAAACAAAUUCUCUGGCCACAAGAGCCUCGGUUGAAUGUCACCAAGUUGAUGACUGUACUGAGGCCAGCAAAAAUGUGCCGCAGAAGUUUCUUAGGGUGGACAGAGUUUUGGAUGAAGUUCUAGAUGAGCUCUCGCCUGCAGUCAAUAGUAAUGACAGCAAACCUGAACAACAGUUGGAGGAUGAACAUGAAGAGUUGCUUCCUGCUGAUAAUGUAUUAGUUGCUUCUUCCAACAAGGAUCUUGAGAAUAUGGAGGAUAAUUCAUUUGCUGCUCCACCAUCACAAUCUUUUGGUUUAGCAGUAGAUGCCCCAGUACCUUCUUCAGGUCAAAAAAUAUGUUCAACCUUACAGUUCAGUUUUCAAGAUCUUGUGUCAAAGAGGCAGCAGAGGAUGUCAAGGGUGCUUAGCAGUAGUAAUAGAUUUCAGAUUGUGAAGAUGAAAAGGUGUUAUGCUGCAGCAACACUGGAGCUUUCUCAACCAGAGAAUGAGGAGCGAAAAGCACGGGCUUUAGCUGCGGCUGAAACUGAGUUGGAGCGACUUUUCAAAAAAGAAGACUUUAGUCGAAUGAAGGUUAUUGGGCAAUUCAAUCUGGGAUUUAUCAUUGGAAAGUUAGAUCAAGAUUUAUUUAUUGUGGAUCAACAUGCUGCUGAUGAGAAAUACAAUUAUGAGCGUUUAGCACAAUCAACAGUCCUAAGCCAGCAGCCUUUGCUUCGGCCACUGAUUUUGGAGCUGUCUCCUGAAGAAGAAGUAGUUGCUUCAAUGCAUAUGGACAUAAUCAGGAAAAAUGGGUUUGCUUUGGAAGAGGAUCCACAAGCUCCACCAGGGCGCCAUUUUAAACUGAGAGCUGUUCCCUUCAGUAAAAACAUUACUUUUGGAGUUGAAGAUGUCAAGGACCUGAUCUCUACCCUUGCCGAUAGUCAAGGUGAAUGCUCAAUAAUGAGUAGUUACAAAAUGGAUACUUGUGAUUCUGUUUGCCCUGCUAGAGUUCGUGCUAUGUUGGCAUCUCGUGCUUGCAGAUCAUCUAUCAUGAUUGGAGAUCCUCUUGGACGAAAUGAAAUGCAAAGGAUUCUUGAGCAUUUGGCAACGCUGAAGUCUCCUUGGAAUUGCCCUCAUGGCCGACCAACAAUGCGGCAUCUGGUGGACUUGACAACCUUGUACAACAGACCAGAUGAUCAAAAUGACACAAGUUCUUGAUUGACCAUUUUGUUAAUUUAUGUUGUUCGCGUGCCUUCUUUUCAAUUUCCUUUUUCAUCCUUUUUGGCUGGGGAAUUUUGUAUGAGUCUCUGUUGUGUACUCUAAUGCAAUUUGAACUUCACAACAGAUCUUCAUAUGUAUAUUUUGUAUAUACAAGAUAAAUAAUGGGUGCCCCCAGUAACAUGAACUAAAAAUGUACAUGCAUAGAAAACUUGGCACUACGAGACUAUUCUUUUUUUUU
Molecule: messenger RNA, 3398 nt
Organism: Rubroshorea leprosula
Lineage: Eukaryota; Viridiplantae; Streptophyta; Magnoliopsida; Malvales; Dipterocarpaceae
Source: the annotation of a GenBank genome assembly